Serinus canaria (Common canary) is the source of this 2251-nucleotide messenger RNA. RefSeq names its product nucleolar protein 4 (gene NOL4). The coding region runs from base 1 to 2001 and encodes 666 amino acids. The transcript has 12 exons. The record is from RefSeq and is a predicted model, not a curated record. Lineage: Eukaryota; Metazoa; Chordata; Aves; Passeriformes; Fringillidae.
AUGGAGAGCAGCGACCGGGACAUGUACCGCCAGUUUCAGGACUGGUGUCUCAGGACUUACGGGGACUCAGGAAAAACCAAGACGGUGACCCGUAAAAAAUACGACCGGAUCGUCCAGCUCCUGAACGGCUCCGAGUCGAGCUCCACGGAUAAUGCCAAAUUCAAAUUCUGGGUCAAAUCUAAAGGCUUCCAGCUCGGCAACUCGGACGAGGUCAGUGGUGGUGCUGGAGGAGGGAAGCAAGUGCUGUACGUGCCAGUCAAAACCACGGAUGGAGUAGGUGUAGAUGAGAAGCUGUCUUUACGGCGGGUGGCCGUCGUAGAAGAUUUCUUUGACAUUAUCUAUUCCAUGCAUGUUGAAACUGGGCCCAAUGGAGAACAAAUCAGAAAACACGCUGGACAAAAGAGAACCUAUAAAGCAAUUUCAGAGACCUAUGCCUUCCUCCCGAGAGAAGCGGUGACACGAUUUCUAAUGAGCUGCUCAGAGUGCCAGAAAAGAAUGCAUUUAAACCCAGAUGGAGCGGAUCAUAAAGAUAAUGGGAAACCUCCAACUUUGGUGACCAGUAUGAUUGAUUACAACAUGCCCAUUACUAUGGCUUAUAUGAAACACAUGAAGCUGCAGCUACUAAAUUCACAGCAAGAUGAGGAUGAAAGUUCUAUAGAAAGUGAUGAGUUUGAUAUGAGUGACUCGACUAGAAUGUCAGCUGUAAAUUCUGACCUCAGCUCAAAUCUGGAGGAGAGAAUGCAAAGUCCUCAGAACCUCCAGGGCCAGCAGGAUGAUGAUUCAGCCGCAGAGAGUUUUAAUGGCAAUGAGACCGUGGGACACAGUUCCAAUGCUUCAGGGGGAACACACUGCAGGGAGAUGGCAGAAACCAACAGUAAUGGCAAAACAAAUCUGGAGCAGGAUGAGCAGCCUCUGAACCUGAGUGACAGUCCCCUCUCUGCUCAGCUGACUUCAGAAUACAGACUAGAUGAUCACAGCAGUAAUGGAAAGAACAAAUACAAGACUCUCCUAAUUUCUGAUCUCAAGAUGGAACGGGAGGCAAGAGAAAAUGGAAGCAAGUCCCCUGCACAUAGCUAUUCAAGCUAUGACUCUGGCAAGAAUGAGAGUGUAGGCAGAGGUGCUGAAGAUCUGUCUCUGAAUCGAGGAGAUGAGGAUGAGGAUGACCAUGAUGAGCAAGAAGAUCCUGAGAAGGUUAAUGAAUCAGAUGGGGUAGAAGCUGAGCGACUGAAAGCUUUUAACAUGUUUGUCAGGCUGUUUGUAGAUGAAAACUUGGACCGAAUGGUCCCAAUCUCUAAGCAGCCCAAAGAAAAGAUCCAGGCUAUCAUUGACUCAUGCAGGCGACAAUUCCCUGAGUAUCAAGAGCGUGCCAGAAAACGCAUACGUACUUACCUCAAGUCCUGCAGGCGGAUGAAAAGAAGUGGUUUUGAGAUGUCACGACCUAUUCCCUCACACCUUACUUCAGCAGUUGCAGAGAGUAUCCUGGCUUCCGCCUGUGAGAGUGAAAGCAGAAAUGCUGCAAAAAGGAUGCGCUUGGAUAGACAGCAGGAUGAGUCUGCUCCAGCUGACAAGCAGUGCAAGCAGGAGCCAGCCCAGGUCACUUACUCAACAUCAGCUGUUUCCAGCACGCAGGAGGUGUUGUACAUCAACGGCAAUGGGACCUACAGUUACCAUAGUUACAGAGGGCUCGGAGGUGGGCUGCUAAAUCUCAAUGAUGCUUCUAGUAGUGAUCUGCAGCCUACCUCCACCACAGCCACAACUCAGCACUGCAUCCCAGGCACCACGAACGUCCAGUCCCCUUCCAGCUCAGGUCCAACAGAUCUCAGUAUGAAGAGGCAGUUAGCAAGCAGCUCUGGAUCCUCCAGUAGUUCCAGCUCCAGGCCCCAGCUGAGUCCGACCGAAAUAAACGCAGUGAGGCAGCUGGUGGCGGGGUACCGAGAAUCAGCCGCGUUUUUAUUGCGCUCUGCAGAUGAACUGGAAAACCUUAUUUUGCAGCAGAACUGAGUCAUGUGACCUUCACACCGGCCUGGUCUUAUCUCAGAAUUUCCACUAAUGACAUUUUGAUUUCCCAGAGCACACACUUCAGUUACUGCACAGUCUUUUAGGAGAGUUAAUUACCAUAAUGCCACACUGUUCUUGAUCCAUAAAGUGAUGUGUUAAGGUGCUUCAAGUGAACUUCGACCUCUGGUGUUUCCGAGGUACUUUACUGUGUCCAGGCUAUUGCUUUUGUUUUAGUGUGUCAGCAUAAAUAUCG